AUGAAACGCAUCCAACGUGGUCCUGUUCGGGGUAUUUCCUUCAAAUUACAAGAAGAAGAACGUGAACGAAAAGAUAAUUAUGUUCCCGAUGUUUCUGCUUUGGGAGUAGAUAACAUUGAAGUUGAUGCUGAUACCAAGGAACUCCUUAAAUCACUGAACCAUGAAAAUUUGGAUGGAAUUACUGUUGUGACUCCUGUGGCACUUAAUCCGUUAACUGAGCGUGGUCCUCGUGGCCCCAGGCGAACCGGAGGCGGCGGUGGAGGUGAUCGUCCACGGCAACAAGCUGAAUCCUAA
Acaulospora colombiana is the source of this 294-nucleotide messenger RNA. NCBI's taxonomy places the organism in Eukaryota, Fungi, Glomeromycota, Glomeromycetes, Diversisporales, Acaulosporaceae. The record is from the annotation of a GenBank genome assembly.